Molecule: messenger RNA, 4506 nt
Organism: Gadus macrocephalus (Pacific cod)
Lineage: Eukaryota; Metazoa; Chordata; Actinopteri; Gadiformes; Gadidae
Gene: arhgap35a
Product: Rho GTPase activating protein 35a
Exons: 3
Coding region: 709-4506 (1265 amino acids)
Molecular function (GO): GTPase activity; GTP binding
Source: RefSeq, a predicted model, not a curated record
CUCCCUCCCUCCCUGUUCUCCUCGGAUAGGAGGAGAUGCUGGAUCCGAGAGAAGGUCCGCCAUUAUCGGGAAGCUAGAAUCGCUCUUGUCUCCGCCGUCACAGAGCAGUAUUAGCGGCUGAGCGUCGAGACGCAGAGCGGACAGCCAGGCGGGUUGUGCGGGGAGCGGCCACGGGAUUCAACGAGCGGGUCUGCGCACCACGGCGGAGGCGCUCUGGACUCCUGGUCUGCGACACAACAAAGGAAAGAAGAAGUGGUCAAAACAAGGAGGUGAGGAGAGGAGGAGGCGCCCCGUGUCCCUCCCCGCGACGCGCCUCACAGCGGGACGCCCCGGCUCGGCUCUGUUCGGAGACCAUUCGGUUAUUUGCGACUCGGAAGAAAAGACCAGAAAGUAAAAACGCACAUCGCUCCUGAAACUUUAGCGUAACUGCAGAUCAAGCUUCAGGGACUCCACGGCGAGCCGUUGAAUAAAAGAAGAACAGAAUACAAAGCAAGUUACUAAACGAGGGCUGGAGGGAAAAGGUUCUCCUCGUGGUUCUCCUCGUCGGGUGGAGGUCUUCUCGGACCAGCGGAGGAGUGGACUGGAGACAUCAGGGAGGAAUGCUACGGACCCGCUGAGUCCUUCGUGUAUGGAAACCCUUCCUCGCCGGCCAACUCCUCGUCCUUCUCCCCGCGGCCAGCAUGGCAGGAUGAGCCGCUGGCAGCGACCAUGAUGGCCAAGAAGCAAGACCCCCGGACCCCCACCUACAACCUGGUGGUGGUGGGGCUGUCGGGCACGGAGAAAGACAAGGGCCAGUGCGGCGUGGGGAAGUCCUGCCUGUGCAACCGCUUCGUCAGGCCCAGCGCCGACGACUUCUACCUGGACCACACCUCGGUGCUGAGCACCAGCGACUUCGGCGGCCGCGUGGUGAACAAUGACCACUUCCUGUUCUGGGGCGAGGCGGGCCGCGUGCUGGACGAAGGGCCCGAGACCCGCAUGCACGUGGUGGAGCAGACGGAGUUCAUCGACGACCAGACCUUCCAGCCGCACCGCAGCACGGCGCUGCAGCCCUACAUCAAGAGGGCGGCCGCCACCAAGCUGUCCUCGGCCGAGAAGCUCAUGUACUUCUGCACGGACCAGCUGGGGCUGGAGCAGGACUUUGAGCAGAAGCAGAUGCCCGAGGGGAAGCUGAUGGUGGACGGCUGCCUGCUGUGCGUGGACGUCAGCAGGGGCAUGAACCGGAGCUUCGAGGACCAGAUGAAGUUCAUCACCAACCUGUACAACCAGCUAGCCAAGACCAAGAAGCCCGUGGUGCUGGUCCUGACCAAGUGUGACGAGGGUGUGGAGCGCUACAUCAAGGACUCGCACACCUUCGCUCUCGCUAAGAAGAACCUGCAGGUGGUGGAGACGUCGGCGCGCUCCAACGUCAACGUGGACCUCGCCUUCCUCACGCUGAUCCAGCUCAUAGACAAGGGCAAGGGGAAGCCCAAAAUAAUCCCUUACUUUGAGGCCCUGAAACAGCAGAGUCAGCAGAUCGCCUCGGCCAAAGACCGCUACGAGUGGCUGGUGAACCGCAUCGUGAAGAACCACAACGAGACCUGGCCCGACAUCAGCCGGCGGAUGCAGAGCUCCGCCGAGUACCGGGACUACGUGUUCCUGGAGGGCACGGCCAAGGCCAAGAAGCUGUUCCAGCAGCACGUCCACCGGCUGAAGCAGGACCACAUCGAGCGGCGCCGGAGGGCCUACCUGAGCACGCUGCCCCAGGCCCUGUCCCUCCUGGUGCCCAAGCUGGACGAGGUGGACCACCUGAGCUGGUCGGGCGUCCAGAAGGUCCUGGAGACCAAGAGGGACUUCUCCCAGUGGUUCAUCGUCCUGGACGACACCCCCUGGGAGACCACCCCCCACAUCGACGUCAUGGAGGACGAACGCAUCCCCCAGGACCUGCUGGAGACGCCGGCGGCGGAGGCGGUGUACGAGACGCACCUGGAGCAGCUGAGGAACGAGCGCAAGCGGGCGGACAUGCGCUGGGAGUUCAAGGAGAAGCUGAGCGUGUCUCCCUUCAUCACGGCCGGGAAGCCGUGGGAAGAGGCCCGCAGCUUCAUCAUGACGGAGGACUUCUACCAGUGGCUGGACGAGGCCGAGUACCUGGACAUCUACAACAAGCACCAGAAGGAGAUCAUCGACCGCGCCAAGGACGACUUCCAGGAGCUGCUGCUGGAGUUCUCGGAGCUCUUCUACGAGCUGGAGGUGGACGCCAAGCCCAGCCGGGAGAAGAUGGGGGCCAUCCAGGAGGUGCUGGGGGAGGAGCAGCGGUUCAAAGCGCUGCAGAAGCUGCAGGCUGAGCGAGACGCGCUGGUGUUGAAACACAUCCACUUUGUGUACCACCCCACCAAGGACACCUGCCCCAACAACCCCCACUGUGUGGACAGCAAGCUGGAGCAGAUACUGGCCACCAGGUUCCCCACGCGAUACGCAUCGGAGCCGUCGAGGCAGGACGGGGGCCGGGCCGACAGAAUCAACCUGGUGAUCCUGGGCAAGGACGGGUUGGCCAGGGAGAUGGCCAACGAGAUCAGGGCCAUGUGCACCAGCGACGACCGGUACAUGUUGGAGGGGAGGAUAUACGAGCUGGCCCUCCGUCCCAUCGAGGGCAAGGUACGUCUGCCCGUCAACUCCUUCCACACGCCCACCUUCACCCCGCACGGCUGCCUGUGUCUGUACAACUCCAAGGAGUCCCUCUCCUACGUGGUGGAGAGCCUGGAGAGGCUCCGGGAGGUGACCCUGGGCCGGAGGGACCGGGACAACAGCCUGGCCCAGCUCCCGCUGUCCCUGCUGCUGGUCACCAAGAGGGGGGUGGGCUCCAUCGGGGACAUCGGGGGGGAGACGGCUCAGACGCUCAUCCACCAGGGCCAGCAGGUGGCCGGCAAGCUCCAGUGCGCCUACCUGGACCCCGCCUCCCCGGGGGCGGGCUACGGGAGGAACAACGUGAGCGAGAAGCAGAUCAACCAGAUGCUCAAGGGCCUGCUGGAGUCCCGCCGGAGCCUGGGCAGCAGCACCCCGCCCCUCCCGCCGCCCUCCUCCGCCUUCAGGGACCCCCAGGCCCAGCCGGUCCCGGACGCCGUCCUCCGCAUCGUCAUGUGCCUGAUGUGCGGCGACACCUACGACCUGGAGCAGCUGCUGGCGCCCUUCCUGCUGCCGCAGCACUGCCGCCCCGCCUCCAGCCUGAGCAACGGCACCUCGGUGCUGCUGGAGCUGGCUGUGGGCGCGCAGCGGCAGAGCAUCGAGCUCUCGCUGCUCUCCUUCCACUCGUCCUUCGCGCUGCGCAAGAGCCGGCUGGUGCACGGCUACAUCGCCGUGUACUCGGCGCGACGCCGCGCCUCCAUGGAGAACCUGUGCGCCUUCCUGUGCGACGUCCAGGACAUCAUCCCCGUGCAGCUGCUGGCGGUCGGGGAGAGCCAGAUGGAGGUCUCGGACUCGGAGUCGGCCCGGGAGCAGAUCAGCCAGGGAGAGGAGUUGGCGCACGAGAUCGAAGCCCGGUUCAACACGGUGAUCUGCGGGCACGGCGGCGUGGUGGGGGGGCUCCAUAAGAUAGACCUCUUCCAGCCGUUUCUCAAGGAGGUGGUGGAGAAGCGCACCAUCGUGGAGGCCACGCACAUGUACGACCACGUGGCCGAGGCCUGCACCAACGAGAGCGUCAGCCCGCGCUGCGGAUCGCCCAGCCCGGUGCACGCGCUGCUGGACUCGGAGGACGACGUGGAGCCGUCGUCGCCCUACCCCACGCUGCGGGAGGACGGCAGCCUGGGCUCCCACAUGGGGAGCUUCAAGCUGCCGGACCUGGACUCCAGCGACACCUUCUCGGUCAUCUCGGAGAUCAGCUCGUUCGAGAGCAAGCUCAACAACAAGAUGCCGCCGCAGGUGAAGCCCAAGCCGGUGCGCAAGGUGAACCUGGGGCCGUACGUGGACCAGCAGCAGGGGGGCACCAACCGGCGCUCCAUCCCCCAGGCGGUCACCUGGGCGUCGGGCAGCGACGGCGGCUACGACCCGUCGGACUACGCCGAGCCCAUGGACGCCGUCAGCAAACCGCGGCCCACGGAGGAGGAGAACAUCUACUCCGUCCCGCACGACAGCACGCAGGGGAAGAUCAUCACCAUCCGCAACGCCAACAAGGGGCACCCCAACGGCAGCGGCGGGGGCAACGGCUCGGACAGCGAGGCGGACAGCAGCUCCCUGGAGCGGCGGAAGCUGUCGGCCGUCGGGGUGAAGCCCAAGCUGUACCGGGAGAUGUCCAAGAGGCUGGGGAAGUUCAGCAGCUUCAGGACCAGCUUCUCCAUCGGCAGCGACGACGAGAUGGGCGGGCCGCCCAAGGCCAGCGUGGACGAGCUGGGAGGGGCCCACAAGGAGAACUCGGUCAACGAGGAGAGCGAGGACCCCAAGAAGAGGAACAUCCUCAAGAGCCUGCGCAGAACCACCAAGGUGAGCGCUCGCGGCUGCACCGGAGGUUCUGCCCCUCUGCCGACCCUUGACCUCUGA